UGUUGAGUCUUGAGCAAGAGGGAGAGAGAGGGAGAGCGGUGCGUCUGGGUCCAAACUUUUUUUGCGCACACGUAGGGUUUUGAGAAUCUGCCUUCAGUUUUUUGAUUGAACCUGCGGAGGGUGUCUGAUCAUGCUCAGCGAAGAGGAAAGAUAAGAGGCUCGGUUAAAAAUAAAAAGGCUUGCUGGAUGUAACUCAUGUGAAUUAUGCGCCUGGCAGUGAUUUACUGACAGGGAGUGCGCUCCUCCGGGCUGCGGUGAAUGUAUGGUUGCGCCUGGAAGCCAUACGAUCGGUGAUCUAUUCUGCUCCAGCGGGACUAAUUGACAGGCACUGUGAUGGACAGCCGCAUGUUAACAUGGAUGAUGAAGGCGGCGGUGGUGUGGUCGCUCCUGCGCCUCUCGGCUCCGCAGAACCCCGCACCUGAAGGAGUGCUGAACUGCUGCGAGGGUGACGUCCUCUUUUUGGUGGACUCCUCAGGGAGCGUGACAUACUACGAGCACGCCCGCAUACUCUCCUUCUUGUCGGAGCUCCUGCUUCCCUUCUCCCUGGGAAAGGAUCAAGUGAGAGUAGGACUGCUGCAGGUGGGUACCAAUCCCCGCCUGGAGUUUGGCUUCGACAGAUACAGUACCCAAAGUGGCCUCCAGGGGGCCUUGAAAACCAUUAGACCCCUCAGGGGGGACACCAACACCGUGGAGGCUCUCAAAAUGGCUAAGGAUUGGGUUUUGCGACCCAGAAUACCUGACGGGGCUCAGGAAAGUCUCCCGAGAGUGCUGGUAUGGUUGACGGAUGGGAUAAAACCGGGGGAUGUGAUUGGACCGAUGGCUGAGCUGCGGGAGGAGGGCGUGGCGGUGCUGGUGGUCUCCACGGGGCACAGCAACUACAAGGUGCUGAGGGAGGUGGUGAGUCCUCCUGUGGAAAACCACCUGCACUUCGUGCACAUCGAUGACAUGAGCAUCAUCACGAAGGACCUGCGCGAUGCUAUCAUUGAGAUAAUCCGAGCCGAGCGCCUUCACGUCCGAGAGGUCUCCACCAACUCUGCCAAUCUCCACUGGAGAGCCGUCCUGUCUGGUCUCGAGGGCUCCUACAAGAUUCACCUGGGUGAGGUUUCAACUGGAGGAGGUGGCAGCGGCGGUGGAACCGGGACCAGCCCGAGUACUGGUGGAAAUCCGUACCAGAGGCUGGUUCAGCCGGCGGAGUCGAACAGCAUCAGACUGACUGGCCUAAAGCCAGACACCACCUACUCUGUCAGCCUGUUUCCAGAGUCCACAGGACUAACGUUCAACACCCUCUCUACCACCUUCACAACAAAGCCAGAGGUUGUGAGUCCAGCUGUUGUAACAGUCUCCGACUCGGGGCAGAGCAGCGUGCGCGUGAGCUGGGGUCCUCUGCAGCCACAGACUGUCACGAGUUACUACAUCGAGUACUCCGCCCUGCCCGGAGGCAGCCUCCAGACCGUCACAGUGGACCGAACACAGAACUCCACUCUGCUUAGAAACCUGCAGCCGGGCACGACUUACCUGGUCACAGUUACUGCCCGGCAUGCCUCAGGGAAGGACAAAGCAAUGUCGGUCAAAGUUUGCACCCAAGAAGUGACUCCAGCCCUGGCCGACCUCCAGCUCACCACAGUGGGAAGCGACUCCGUGCAGGUCGACUGGAAGAGCAGCGCGGAUGGUCUGAGGGGAUACUGGCUCACCUGGGAGGCGCAGGAAAUCUCGGUCCCCGCCCAGCGCUCCUCCCUCUACCUUCCACCCGACUCUCUGUCCACCCGGCUCACGCACCUCCCCCCUUCCGCCAGAGUGUGUGUGUCUCCCAUUUACCGGACGGCGAGGGGGGACGGACUGUGCUGCACUGCACAGUUUCAUUCAGACGCAUCGGUGUAUGGCUUCCAGUCAUAGCAGCCUUGGACUGCGCGCGCACCUUACCAAACAAGGAGGGAGGAUAACGAGAAAGAAUGCUGACUUCCAUCCAUAAUUCUUUUGCAUGCCUCUCCCCCCUCUGUGGACAUUAUCCAGAAGAGAUGUGGUUUGGCUCACGGAGCGCUCAUGUGGAAGUGACAGACACUUCAGAAUGAUGUGGGACAAACCUGGCUCACACGCUGACUGCUAAAAUCUGAAACCAAAAAAAAAAAAGUAUUAUCUGUUUUUAUUUACUGUCUCGUCUGGUUUUAUGCGGCCUGUUGCUGAUCUAAAAUUCUUGGAUCUAAAGAGCCAAGUAUUUCACUGGAAUAUUUCAGUGGUCUGUUUUGCAGAUUCAGAGCAGGGUAGGCCGGGAAUGCUCAUGUUUUCUCUGAGUUGUUUUGCAGAAGAGCUUUACAACAUAUGCACACCACGUGUCCAAAUCAGCAUUUCUUUUUUUUUUUAUCACUAACACUGAGGGAACAUCUGAUACACAUUUGCUAUAUAAGUAAUGUUUUAAACCUGUCCUUAAAUCCCUUCUCUCUCAACACGUGCUUUAAAACUUUCAUUGAAUGUUUGUAGGGGCUCUGGGGAGUGCAGCAGGGUUACAUUAAAAGGAAGUUCUGGAUAACUGAAUAUUUAGCAAUGCUUUGAGCUUCAAACACAGAUCGCUCUCCGAAACCCGAGAGUUGCUGUAUAUGAAACACACGUGCGUAAGUUAAAAGUCACAUUGAGUUGGUGUCAAGAUAUUGGUCUAUAUUUCAUAUUUAUUUAUCGAGAACCUUAUAAGAACUAAUGACUUGGAUGUUUUUUAGGGAUCCACAGUUUGAUGUUCUGUGACUGUUACUGUUUUACAGCUUGAGUUUGCUGCCCCCUGCUGGCUUAUUGCAGAUCUUUCACUGUAUCCAUUUUUUUUUUUCCAAUUAAAAACCUCAUACAAGGUUUCAAUAAACUUACUUAACAUGUGUA
Molecule: messenger RNA, 2862 nt
Organism: Fundulus heteroclitus (mummichog)
Lineage: Eukaryota; Metazoa; Chordata; Actinopteri; Cyprinodontiformes; Fundulidae
Gene: vwa1
Product: von Willebrand factor A domain containing 1
Exons: 6
Coding region: 334-1893 (519 amino acids)
Molecular function (GO): protein binding
Source: RefSeq, a predicted model, not a curated record